UUGGAGCAUGUUUAAAAUAAAGUGAAAAUUAUUUAAUAAUAACAUAAAUUCAACGAAGUUAUCUAAUUUAACGUUCUGUGCCGACUGGAAGGGAUUUCAAAUAUUAUUCAAACGCUACCAAAUAGGGUUUGGCGUUGAAGAUGGACCCGGCGAAGCCAAAUGAUCCAGUUGCUGGUGCAUCGUCUUCAUCAGAUGGACUACCCCCUGGAAUGGGUAUUGACGAUCCAGCGGACUUACAAAGAAUACUCUGUAUAUUCAAAACUCUGGAAACAAUAAUUAAGCCGAUAAAAACGCAGGCCGAUAUUAUGCGAAAUAGGAAAUAUUAUCUUGCCACCCAUUUUCAUCGAUACAAAUAUAUAAGUGGAGUUGCAAAGAUACCAAAGCCUUUUCCGACUUCUGGGACAUCUUACUUCUUGCGCCCGUAUGGCUAUUGGGUACGAGAUCCAGAUUAUAAUGCUCCUCCUCCAGACACCUCAACAGUGCCCAUGCCGUUUGAAAUAAGAGAGGGGUUGGACCGAACAGUCGCAACUGAAAAUAUACGUAAAUUGUUCAAAGAAUUGGAUGAUAUACUAAGUAAGCGGGGUAAGACUACAAGCGGACCUGAGUCCGAGGCAAAUAAAGAAACUCAGUAUGACAGACAUCCAGAGAGAGUGCAAGACACACCGGAAGACACAUCGAAAGACAAACCGCAAGACGCAUCGGAAGACACACCGCAAGACGCAUCGGAAGACACACCGCAAGAUGCAUCGCAAGACACACCGCAAGACACACCAAAAGACGGUGAACAGGACUAUGAAAAACAUUUGGCAAAGUUACUAAAGGGUACGAAGAUGUAAUUUUUUUGUUCAAGAAAUUCUAAUUGCUGACAGAAAAGUCGCGAAGAACAUCAUCACUCUUAUUACCAUCGAUGAAGUUAUAUCUACUCAUGAAAACAAUAACGUUGAAUGAAACCGAGGA
Molecule: messenger RNA, 957 nt
Organism: Nymphalis io (European peacock)
Lineage: Eukaryota; Metazoa; Arthropoda; Insecta; Lepidoptera; Nymphalidae
Exons: 8
Coding region: 141-836 (231 amino acids)
Source: RefSeq, a predicted model, not a curated record